This is a messenger RNA of Saccostrea cuccullata (small rock oyster), 720 nucleotides long. Its product is annotated as hepatic lectin-like. NCBI's taxonomy places the organism in Eukaryota, Metazoa, Mollusca, Bivalvia, Ostreida, Ostreidae. Gene Ontology annotation, molecular function: signaling receptor activity. The transcript is spliced from 4 exons. The record is from RefSeq and is a predicted model, not a curated record. Bases 28 to 720 code for a protein of 230 amino acids.
GAUCCAUAUGAAAAUUCAGAAAACAAAAUGCGUAUCUCCGUUUCUGUGUUUGUUAUAAUUAUAAUAUCACAAUAUAAUGCUUGUGUAUUCGGUGCUUUCAAAGAAUUUUCGGACUUUUCACGAGUGUCUGCAAAUGAUAACAAAAGACCAACUCUUGACAUUAUAGGGGAAUAUGAGCAGAUUCAAAGUCUGUCUGAAUGUAGCUCAAGGUGCUUUAAGCGACCGGGUUGUACAACUUUCUUCUUUCAUCGAGGAUCUAGGAAAUGUUAUGCAACCAGCUCUGCAAAUGGACUUUUACCAUCCGAAGGAUUUGUGCAAUUCUCCAUUCAAACAAGUGUGCCACAAAGGAGAGAAUUUGGCAAAUCGCAUUAUCUUCUUGUGAAGAAUAGAUUAGCGAUCUUAGAGGCACAAAGAUACUGUUUGGCGCUUGGGGCAAAGCUUGUCGAGAUAGAAACUCCAGAAGAAAGCACAUAUUUGACAAACAUGGCAAUUCAGGAAAAUACUGAUAUUCUACUCGGGAUAACUGAUGCCUUUAUGGAAGGAAAAUGGGUGUUCUUAUCUUCAAUGGAUUCUGUUCCUCUUUUCAACUGGAGCAUUGAGGAUCCCGACAACGAUAGGAAUCAAGACUGUGCAGGAAUAGUAAACUAUAAAAGCUACACGUGGGAUGACAUCGAUUGUUCGGACAAAAGGACAUUUGUUUGUGAGAGAUUAACAGUUUAA